Messenger RNA from Ictalurus furcatus (blue catfish), 4139 nucleotides. Its product is annotated as potassium voltage-gated channel subfamily H member 2-like. Lineage: Eukaryota; Metazoa; Chordata; Actinopteri; Siluriformes; Ictaluridae. Bases 623 to 3862 code for a protein of 1079 amino acids. The record is from RefSeq and is a predicted model, not a curated record. Gene Ontology annotation, cellular component: membrane. Gene Ontology annotation, molecular function: inward rectifier potassium channel activity. The transcript is spliced from 13 exons. Gene Ontology annotation, biological process: membrane repolarization during action potential; regulation of ventricular cardiac muscle cell membrane repolarization; regulation of heart rate by cardiac conduction.
AGUAUUUGAUGAAUUUCAGGAUGCUGAUGUGGCGCUUUUGGUGCGCGCUGUGAUGUUUUGUAGCUCUCCAAGCAGAGCGGAAGGGGUUAAGGAGGUGUCGCCGCCGCCGGUGUGAGCUCCAGCGCGCGCUGAAACAUCUCCAACACAACUGACGUCUCCACAUCUCCACACGCGUUACCGCCAGGGUGCUGGAUUCAAGAAAAGAAAGCGCUCAAAGAAGGAAAGAAAAACAUUCCAACCUGGGAUUGGGCCAACGUCAGUUUGGUUUGAGGGCUCAUGGUGAGAGUUGUGCCUCCGACUCGAAGUGGCACGAAGUAAGCGCGCUUGCACCACUUCAUCCUGAACCGGAGAUAGGAUAGCAGCUUUUCUUCUUCUUUUUUUCUACAACACACACACACACACACACACACACACUAGGAGACAGAGGUGAAGUGAAUAAGGAUAAGGCAAAGUGGAAGCGGCAGGGGGUUCGGAUGAGCGGGCGGCUCGCUUUCCCGUCCCGCGGCUCGCUAAUGAAGUUGUGCGGGCGCUGUCGGCGUGGCCCUCUCCGCUCACCGUGUAGAGGUGCGUGAGGCUCAGCUUCAGCUCCGGAGACGCGCCGCAUCCGGACCAGCCCAUCAGGAUGCCGGUGCGACGCGGACACGUGGCGCCCCAGAACACUUUUCUGGAUACCAUCAUCAGGAAAUUCGAAAGUCAGAGUCGAAAGUUUGUCAUAGCCAAUGCACGGGUGGAGAACUGCGCCAUCAUCUUCUGUAACGAUGGCUUCUGUCACAUGUGUGGCUACACACGGGCCGAGAUCAUGCAGAAACCAUGCACCUGUGACUUCCUGUACGGGGCGCACACCAAGCGCCUGGCCAUUGCACAGAUGGCUCAAGCGCUUCUGGGCUCGGAGGAGAGGAAAGUGGAGAUCACGCUCUACAGGAAGGACGGUGUGGGUUUUCUGUGCCUGGUAGAUGUGGUGCCGGUCAAAAACGAGGAUGGUGUGGUGAUCAUGUUCAUCCUAAACUUUGAAGUCAUGACUGAAGACAAACUGCACAACCCCAACCAGGGGCUGAACCAUAGGGUGCCUCUCCCCUGGCGUUCCACAAAUCCAGCACGUCGUAUCCGUCUGCAUUUGCCUCUCCUGCAGUCACACAGUAACAGCAAGUCAUGUCUGCAUGAGGACCCUGAGGCAGGCCGUAGUGCUGACAUCUCUGCCACUACCAGCUCUAGGCGUGGCAGCGGUCACGAGUCUCUGGCUCUUGGCGAGCUCGUCUCACUGCCAGAACACGAGCAGGUCCACCCUUCUGCCACCACACCAUCGGGCACGGCAUCCUCCUCCCUGUGGCCUGAUGACAGACGCACCCUCCUGGGAAGUGAGUCCACGCCGCCUCCUUCGGCCCCUACACACUCCUCCACAUUGCCCCUGGGCCAGUCAUCGCCACGGGCACACAGGCUCAACCCAGACACCUCAGCCUCCAACUGCAGCCUGACACAUAGCCGCUCGCGUGAGAGCUUCCACAGCAUGCGCCGCGCAUCCUCUGUAGAUGACAUAGAGGCCAUGAAGCCUGAAUGGGAUCGCAGACACUCCAUACGACCAGCGAGCAGCAGUACAGGUGCAAUGAACAACAAGUCCAACAUGCUUAACUCUACCUCCGAUUCAGACCUCAUGCGCUACCGCGCCAUCAGUAAGAUCCCCCAGAUCACCCUCAACUUUGUGGACUUUAAACCUGACCCCCUUAUUGCUCUCCCUCCCGGAGAAAUGGACAUCAUCGCUCCCUGCAAGCUCAUUGACCGCACACACAACGUCACAGAGAAGGUCACACAGGUGCUGUCACUAGGCGCUGAUGUCCUUCCCGAAUACAAGCUCCAGGCACCACGUAUCCACAAGUGGACCGUGUUGCACUACAGCCCCUUCAAGGCUGUUUGGGACUGGCUGAUUCUGCUGCUGGUGAUCUACACUGCCAUCGUAACACCAUACAGCGCUGCCUUCCUGCUUGGCUCGGAGAAGGAGAAUGAUACCUGCACAUACUGCAAGCCGCUCAACAACGUGGACCUUGUCGUCGACAUCAUGUUCAUCAUCGACAUCCUCAUCAAUUUCCGCACCACUUAUGUCAACGCCAACGACGAGGUGGUGAGCCACCCACUGCGCAUCGCUGUGCACUACUUCAAAGGCUGGUUCCUCAUUGACAUGGUGGCCGCCAUCCCCUUUGACUUGCUCAUCUACGACAAUGGCGAGGAGACAACCACUCUAAUCGGUCUCCUAAAGACGGCGCGGCUCUUGAGGCUCGUUCGUGUGGCCCGGAAGUUGGACCGCUACUCGGAAUAUGGUGCAGCUGUCCUCUUCCUACUCAUGUGCACUUUUGCACUCAUUGCUCAUUGGUUGGCCUGCAUCUGGUACGCCAUUGGAAGUGUAGAACGCAGCGGUGCCAUCGGCUGGCUCCACACGCUAGGGGAUCAGCUUGGGAAACCCUACAAUUACUCCGCUGUCAACUCAGGACCCAGCAUUAAGGACAAAUAUGUAACUGCCCUUUAUUUCACCUUCAGCAGCUUGACCAGCGUAGGAUUCGGCAAUGUCUCACCCAACACCAACUCAGAGAAGAUCUUCUCCAUCUGCGUCAUGCUAAUUGGAUCCCUCAUGUAUGCCAGUAUCUUUGGGAAUGUGUCAGCCAUCAUACAGCGGUUGUACUCUGGUACGGCACGCUACCACACUCAGAUGCUCCGGGUGAGAGAGUUUAUUCGCUUCCACCAAAUCCCCAACCCGCUCAGACAGAGACUGGAGGAGUAUUUCCAACACGCCUGGUCCUACACUAACGGAAUUGACAUGAAUGCGGUACUGAAAGGCUUCCCUGAGUGUCUUCAAGCAGAUAUAUGUCUGCACCUGAACCGUACUCUCCUGCAGAACUGUAAAGCUUUUAAGGGAUCCACUAAAGGUUGCCUGCGAGCCCUGGCCAUGAAAUUCAAAACCACUCACGCCCCACCUGGUGACACGCUUGUCCAUGCUGGUGAUGUGCUCUCAGCCCUUUACUUUAUUUCCAGAGGAUCCAUUGAAAUACUUCGUGGAGAUGUGGUGGUGGCCAUCUUAGGAAAGAAUGAUAUAUUUGGUGAGCCCAUCAACCUGUAUGCUCGACCAGGCAAGUCCAACGCUGAUGUCAGGGCGCUAACCUACUGUGACUUGCACAAGAUUCACAGAGAGGAUGUUCUGGAAGUUCUGGACAUGUAUCCAGAGUUCUCAGAUCACUUCUGGAGCAACCUGGAGAUCACCUUCAACCUGAGAGAUACCAACAUGAUUCCUGGGUCUCCAAGCAGCAAUGACUCAGAGUGUACUGGCUUUAACAAGCUCCGUAAAAGAAAGCUUUCCUUCCGACGGCGAACAGAAAAAGAUGAUGCAGAUGCAGGAGAGAUCAAGAAGAACCAGAAACCAGUGCGACGUAACAGGAAACAGGCCAGGAGUAAUCAGAAUGAGGGAUUAAAACCGGACUUCGAAAGGCCUCAGAGUUCAAUCUCUUCCCACUCCAGUGGUGAUGAAGGGGAGAAUCUUGUUCAUACACGCUCCACUCUGCCAACAACAUUACUGGAGCUCUCUCAAGCCCAAGGCACUUCUAUGAAUUUUAAUGACAACCCAGAGGUUGAAACAGAUCCUAAAACAGGCAACACCUGCAAUGCUCUGUCAGGUGCACUCUCAGGUGUGUCCAACAUCUUUAGUUUCUGGGGUGAGAGUCGGGGCCGUCAGUAUCAGGAGCUGCCUCGCUGUAAUCUACCUUCACCACCACCUCAGCACGACACCCCAUUACACAGCAUCUCAAGACAGCAGCGGAGCCAACUGGAGAACAGGCUGGACAUGCUACAGACACAACUCAGCAGGUCAGAGGCGCAGAACUAACACUCUCUCUCUCCACCCCAGAGACACACACACACACACACACACACACACACAGGAGUUCGUCCGUCGAUUUCGGCAAAGUUUCCAUUUCUGCCUCCAUUAUGGAGAGCACAAAUUGGGACUCGACUUGUGCAUGAAUUGGAUUAAAGUGAGGAAGACUUACGCAGCAUCAGCCUCAUUCUCACUUCCCAGUGACCACCUUGAUCCAGUGGAAAGACUGAGUCAAGACGACUGAAGAUGGUCCCCGGGCACAGUGAUUCAUACACCCAUUCAUACA